Messenger RNA from Papaver somniferum (opium poppy), 1077 nucleotides. RefSeq lists its product as uncharacterized. Bases 1 to 1077 code for a protein of 358 amino acids. Lineage: Eukaryota; Viridiplantae; Streptophyta; Magnoliopsida; Ranunculales; Papaveraceae. The transcript has a single exon. The record is from RefSeq and is a predicted model, not a curated record.
AUGGUUGAAUCUACUUCUCAAACACCACCAGAGAGUCCUCAAGAUCAGACUUCUCAACAUCAACCUUCGUCUGCAACUCCAAUUAUUCCUGCCUCAGGAAGCUCCAGAAUUUCAGACCCAUAUGUCAUCCAUCCCAGUGAUAACCCUGCCACUGUUUUAUUCUCUCCAUUGUUACAGGGUGACAAUUAUGGAUCCUGGGUGCGUGGAAUCACCAAGGCCCUCAACGCAAAAGGGAAACUUGGAUUUGUAGAUGGCACUCUUCCUCCUCCUACUGAUGCUCUUACCUAUCAGUGUUGGAAGCGCUGUGAUGAUCUGGUGGGCAGUUGGCUUCUCAACUCAUGCCAACCUGAUAUCCGGGCAAGCUGCCUGUAUGCUCCUUCUUCUCAUGCAAUAUGGAAGGAUCUGCAGGUGAGGUUUUGUAUCUCUAACGCACCUAUUUUGUUUUGUCUGAAAUCUGCCAUAGCUGCUAUACGGCAAGAGUCAAUGUCUGUGUCCUUAUAUUACACAAAGAUCAAAACACUGUGGGAUCAAUAUGACUCCCUUGUUGCUGUUACUGAAGUGUGUAUUUGUGGUGCUGGGAAACACCUGUUUGAACGCCUAGAGCGUGACAGAGCCAUGGAGUUUCUUCAGGGAUUACAUGAUCGUUUCUCUAAUCUCAGAAGUCAGAUCUUAUUGAUGGACCCUUUUCCAACUGCUCUGCGCAUCUUCAACAUGGUGCAGCAAGAAGAGGAACAACAACACAUCACCUCUAGCCCUCUUCCCAACAUCGAGUCUGCUGCUUUGAACACCAACCGUUAUGCUGCAUCUUCAUCUGGUUCUCGUCCUUCUGCUAGCCAUAACAAAAGGCCUCGACCUCAUUGUGAUUAUUGUAAUCGUCAUGGCCAUGUUCGUGAUAAAUGCUACCGAUUACAUGGUUUUCCUAACUCUUCUCUGUCACAGCCAGUUGCUGCCAAUACUACUGCUACCAAUUUGGAAUCUCAACUUACUCCUUCACCUGCUGCUCAGCUGAUCAGUAUUCUCGACUGUUGGCUCUUAUCACUCCUCCGUCUGAAGACACUCAAAUGGAAUCCAGGGUGA